CCGUGGUUAGCGCCGCUGCCGUCGGGAGUAACUGCCACGUCCGAGCCCGGGAAUCGCCGCCGCCACCGCCGCCGCCAUGGUCUCAGUCAUUAAUACUGUGGAUACCUCCCAUGAGGAUAUGAUUCAUGAUGCCCAGAUGGACUAUUAUGGCACCCGCUUAGCCACCUGCUCAUCAGAUAGAUCUGUCAAAAUCUUUGAUGUUCGGAAUGGAGGUCAAAUUCUAAUUGCUGACUUGAGAGGUCAUGAAGGUCCUGUGUGGCAAGUGGCCUGGGCUCAUCCUAUGUAUGGAAACAUCUUAGCCUCCUGCUCCUAUGACCGAAAAGUUAUCAUCUGGAAAGAAGAGAAUGGCACUUGGGAAAAAACAUAUGAGUACACAGGCCAUGACUCUUCAGUGAACUCAGUCUGCUGGGCCCCCCAUGACUAUGGGCUCAUUCUUGCCUGUGGCAGCUCUGAUGGGGCCAUCUCACUGCUGAGCUACAGUGGUGAGGGACAGUGGGAAGUGAAGAAGAUCAACAAUGCUCACACCAUUGGCUGCAAUGCUGUGAGCUGGGCUCCUGCUGUCAUACCUGGGAGCCUGGUAGACCAGCCAUCUGGACAGAAGCCAAACUACAUCAAGAAGUUUGCCUCAGGCGGCUGUGACAACCUGGUCAAGCUCUGGAAGGAGGAAGAAGAUGGUCAGUGGAAGGAAGAUCAGAAACUGGAAGCUCACAGCGACUGGGUUCGAGAUGUUGCCUGGGCUCCCUCCAUUGGCCUGCCAACAAGCACCAUAGCCAGCUGCUCCCAGGAUGGCCGAGUGUUCAUCUGGACCUGUGAUGAUGCUUCUGGAAACACCUGGUCUCCCAGGUUACUGCACAAGUUCAAUGAUGUGGUGUGGCAUGUGAGCUGGUCUAUCACAGCCAACAUCCUGGCUGUUUCAGGAGGAGACAACAAAGUUACUCUGUGGAAGGAGUCUGUGGACGGCCAGUGGAUGUGCAUCAGCGACGUCAACAAAGGCCAAGGCGCCGUGUCUGCGGUCACAGAGGGCCAGCAGAACGAGCAGUGACCCCGGGGUGCCGGCGGGGCAGACGCAGCCAGGACCGGGCCUGCCGGCGGGGCCGGAAGACACCAUCCCCGGACACCGUCUCUGGCGCUGCCAUGGCACGGCUCGGCGGGCGAACACGGUUUUCCCAAAGAGGGAAAGGAAAUGAGAUGAUUCUGAAUUCCAUUAAGAUCACGUGUUCCCACGCAUCGAUGCAGCCAGUCUUGAUCAUCUGCCUUAAAAUGAUUUCUUUGGUCUCUAACAACCUGACUGGUUCAGAGCGCUUAUAGUUUAAGAAAAAUGAUUCCAAAUGGUUUUCAAAGUUGUUCACUUUAAAUAUUUUUUUUAUCAGCUACUUUGGGUACCCCCGUCCUUUGGGGUUUGUGUUUGGGGGUGAGGCGGGAUUGUUUUCAAAAUAAUUGAAUAAAGUGAGUCAUAAUUCUC
This is a messenger RNA of Gracilinanus agilis (Agile Gracile Mouse Opossum), 1462 nucleotides long. RefSeq names its product SEC13 homolog, nuclear pore and COPII coat complex component (gene SEC13). The record is from RefSeq and is a predicted model, not a curated record. Gene Ontology annotation, biological process: COPII-coated vesicle budding; positive regulation of TOR signaling; protein import into nucleus. NCBI's taxonomy places the organism in Eukaryota, Metazoa, Chordata, Mammalia, Didelphimorphia, Didelphidae. Bases 77 to 1042 code for a protein of 321 amino acids. Gene Ontology annotation, molecular function: protein binding; structural molecule activity. The transcript has 9 exons. Gene Ontology annotation, cellular component: nuclear pore outer ring; COPII vesicle coat.